GCCCUCAAGAUGAUAUUUCCUUUUCUCUCAUGAUCAUUCUAUCCAAAACAUCUUCAAUCUUCCCUCUAUGGAGUUGGGAUUCAGAGUCGGCUUUCUCUUUUUUGUUCUUGUCUUUCCAUUAUGUAUCAACAGCAGCGAUGCCCAUCAAGACUACAGUCAGUUCCUCCUCGCCAAUGGUGUUGCUCGAACUCCUCCAAUGGGUCGGAAUAGCUGGAAUCGCUUUCAAUGUAAUAUACGUGAGAGGAUUGUAAGGAUACUGAUGACUGUUAGGCGGAAGAGCAUAGAGACUGGAAGGGGUGACCUAAGGGCAAGUUCUACUUCCUUUCCUUCUGGUAUUAAGGCUCGUGCAGAUUGUGCUCAUGCAAGAGGUCUGAAACUUGGGAUAUACUCUGAUGCUGUAUAAGUUUUUGUCUAAUGAAGUGAAGCCCUCAAUCAAUUCUUCUCGUUAACAAUUGUAUACAUAUACAAUAGUAUACUGGGCCGAGGCUAUAAAUAAGAAAUGGGCCAUAUACAUGGGCCAUAUACAAAAGUGAUUCAAAACAAUACAUUCUAUCAUCCCCCCUCAAUUUGUGGGGGACUAGUGGGAACGCAUAAAUUGCUUCGAAGGAAAUGAAACUGUUGUUCUUGG
Molecule: messenger RNA, 628 nt
Organism: Rubroshorea leprosula
Lineage: Eukaryota; Viridiplantae; Streptophyta; Magnoliopsida; Malvales; Dipterocarpaceae
Source: the annotation of a GenBank genome assembly